Prunus mume (Japanese apricot) is the source of this 1773-nucleotide messenger RNA. It is a transcript of the gene HSFA6A, whose product is annotated as heat shock transcription factor A6A. Gene Ontology annotation, molecular function: DNA-binding transcription factor activity; RNA polymerase II cis-regulatory region sequence-specific DNA binding. NCBI's taxonomy places the organism in Eukaryota, Viridiplantae, Streptophyta, Magnoliopsida, Rosales, Rosaceae. Gene Ontology annotation, biological process: regulation of transcription by RNA polymerase II; cellular response to heat. The record is from RefSeq and is a predicted model, not a curated record. Gene Ontology annotation, cellular component: nucleus.
AACAAAUAGAGGAAAAAGAAAACCCCUGCAGCCUCCUGUUCCUCAGCUCUGCACUCUCUUGGCCUUCUUGGCCUCCAUGGCAGCCAGAGCUUCUCUCUCUCACAAACACAACCAACCAUCCCUGUCUAUGCUCUGCUCUCUCUAACACUACCUUACCAUUCCUCUGUGCUUUUAAUAAUUCGUCUACUGCAUUCCUAAAACCCAUUUGAACAAACAAACCCAAUAAGUAUUAUCAACCCAGAUCACUAAUCAUCCAUCAGAGUUUACCAUUAAUUGAACAAUGAAUUCUGAUCAAGACCCAGUAAGUUUGUCGUCUUCAGGUGCGGCACCUGAUCAUCCUCUGCCAAUGGAGAAACUUUAUGACCAAGGCCCCCCACCAUUUCUCACCAAAACUUAUGACAUCGUUGAUGACCCAACAACCAAUGAUAUAGUUUCUUGGAGCAGAGACAACAAUAGCUUUGUUGUGUUGGAUCCCCAGAAAUUUUCCAUGAGACUUCUCCCCAGAUACUUCAAGCACAACAAUUUCUCUAGCUUCGUCAGGCAGCUCAACACCUAUGGAUUUAGAAAGGUUGAUACAGAUAGAUGGGAGUUCGCUAAUCAAGGGUUUCUCAGAGGGCAAAAACAUCUUUUGAAGAAUAUCCGGAGGAGGAAGACAUCUUACCAUCCUCAGGCUUCACAGAAAGCUUUGGACUCUUGUGUUGAAGUUGGAAAGUUUGGAUUGGAUGGAGAGAUUGACCAGCUGAGGCGUGAUAAACAGGUUUUAAUGGGGGAACUAGUGAAGCUUAGACAACAGCAGCAAACUACUAGAGUUUACCUCCACGGAAUGGAAAAUAGACUGAAGAGGACAGAGAUGAAACAGCAACAUCUGAGGAAUUUCUUGGCAAGAGCAAUGCAGAAUCCCAACUUUGUACAACAAUUGGCACAACAGAAGGACAAAAGGAAUGAACUCGAGGAAGCAAUUAGUAAGAAGAGAAGGCGGCCUAUUGAGCAAGGGCCUAGUAGUUUUGAGGUGGAUGAAUUAGGCCAAGUUGGAGUAGAAACUUUUGUUAAAGUUGAACCUCAGGAAUACGAUGACAUAUCUGAUCAUUUUGAAAAUCCGGAGUUGGACACAUUUGCUAUUGACAUGCAGGGUAUAACUGGAAGCCAAAAUGUUCAUGAUGAGGAAGAAUGUAUGGAGAAGGAAGAGGGAAAUGAAAGUGGAAGCAAAGACCCGGGUAACAGUUUCUGGCACGAAUUGUUGAAUGAGAGUAUUGAUGAAGAAAUUGGGAUGCUAGGUGGUCAAGAAGAAGAUGAGGAUGUCGAUGUGUUCGUCGAGGAGCUUGUUUACUUGGCCUCCAGUCCCAAGUAAAGAAGAUAAGGAGCUUUCAUAAAUGUUUUCUUCAAGAAGUUCGGUAGGAGACGCUCAUCAUUCAAAAAAUCUUGAAGUUCCUAAAUGGUUUCUUAAUUGGAAUUGAAGAGUGAAUGGCAACACUUUAACACUGAUAAAUUACACUGAUGAAGCAAAACAGAAAACAAUAUUCCAAUGCAAACUGGUUAGGUUCUGGGAUUUUCCUUCAGUGAUGGUACUUUUAGGAUCUCUUAAAUUUCCGGGUUUGCUUUUAGAACUGCUCUAAUUUCCUUUCUUGUCCACAGUCUAAUUGUGUUCCUGCCAGUGGUAGGAAAUUAAAGGUAUGUAUUUAUCUGAUAGAUCAUUAAUCUUGACAUUCAUGACCUUAAAAUCCAGUUGGAGAUUGCACCCUUGAGAUCAUGUUCUGCUUAAUUUGUAACUGACUG